Loxodonta africana (African savanna elephant) is the source of this 4158-nucleotide messenger RNA. RefSeq names its product mediator of DNA damage checkpoint protein 1-like. The transcript is spliced from 17 exons. The record is from RefSeq and is a predicted model, not a curated record. Bases 1 to 4158 code for a protein of 1385 amino acids. Lineage: Eukaryota; Metazoa; Chordata; Mammalia; Proboscidea; Elephantidae.
AUGGACCCCUUCCACCGCCAGUCACAGCCCCCAGAAUAUCUGGCACAGAACACAGGAACCUUUCUACUGGCUCCAGACCCCUCCCGCUGCUGCCCAUGGACCCAAGGGAACCCAGCAUGGACCACAGGAUCAGUCCCACUGGCUCCAGACCCAUCCCGCCACCUGCUGUGGCAUUCAGGAGACCCGGCCCAGAACCUAGGCCUCUUCCGGCUGGCUCUGGACACAUCCCGAGAGGGAUAUCUACAGCACACAGGAGGCCCGGCCCAAACGACAGGCCCCUUCCCUCCAGCUACGAACAACUCUUGCCUCCUGCCGCGGCCCCAAGUGGACCCUGCCGGGGCCCUAGGACCUUCCCCACUGGCUCCGAACUUCUCCUGCUGCCCACCGCUGUCCCCAGUGUACCUGGCCUGGGUGCAAGGGGACCAGGCCCUGACCCCAGGCUCCAGACCCCCCGGGCCGCUGCCUGUGGACCCAAGGACAACUAGCGGCAGCCCUGACCCUAGGCCCCUUCCCACCAUCUCCCAACCCUCCUGCCACAGCCCAGGACCCCGAGGGGACCCAGCCCAGACCCCAGACCCAGUCCCACCAGCUCCAGACCCCCACCGCCACCCACCACGGCAGCAAGAGGACCCUACCCGGACACCAGGCCCCUUCCCGUGGGCUCAGUACCCAUCUCGCUGCCUGCUACUCCUCCAAACCCCUCCCGUCGGCUCCGGACCCUUCCCAAUGCCUUUCUCAGCAACCAGGGAAACAAGGCCUGAUCUCAGACCCCUCCAGCUGGCUCCAGACCCAUCCCGGGGCCUGCUUUGGCAGCCAGGGGACAAGACCCAGACCCCAGGCCCCUUCCCACCAGCUCUGGACCCCUCCCACCCACUCAUGACCACUCCCACCCCCAACCAGGGCAUCCAGGGGCCUAGGCUGGGACGCCAGCCACAGUCCCCAGGACACCCGGUCCGGUCUCCUGGCCCCUUUCUGCUGGCUCUGAACCCCACCCGCCACCUGCCGAGGCCUGGAGGGAAUCCGGCCGGGACCCCAGGUCCCUUCGUGCCUGAUGCCAACACAUGCUCAUCCAUGGACCUGGCCCGGACCCCAGGUUCCUUCCUGCAGUUACCAGACCCCUUCCCGGGAGGCCGCAAGGAGACCCAUCCGGGACCCCAGGCCCCUUCUGCUGGCUUCAGACCCAUCCAGCCGCCUGCCAUGGCACCCAGAGGACAUGGCCCAGACCACAGUCCCCUUCCGGCUGGCUUCAGACCCAUCCUGCUUCUUGCUGCGACAACCAGGGUACCCCACCAGGAUCCCAGACCCCCUCCCACAUCCUCCGAACCCAUCCCGCAGGCUCCAGACCCCUCAUGCUGCCCUCCGUGGCAAUCUGGGGACCCGGUUCUGAACUCAGGCCCCUUCUUGCUGCCUCCAAACCACUUCUGCCACUGCCGAGAACCGCGAGGGAACCCUGCUCAGAUGCCCAGGUCCCUUUUUGCUGGCUCUGGACUCCUCACCCUACCUCUUGACCCCUCCUACCACCCACCACAGCACCCACGGGACCCAGCCCGUACCCCAGGCUCCUUCCCCCUGGCUCCGGACACCUCCCGCCACCGGUCGCUGCAUCCAGGGGACCCAGACCGGACCACAGCCCCAUUCCCGCCGGCUCUGGACCCCUCCCACCUUCUUCGGACCCCUCCCAAUGCCCCCCACAGCCCUCAGGGUACCAGCCGGGACCCUAGGCCACUUCCCCCUGGCUCCAGUCCCUCCCACCAGCCACCAGCUGCCUCGGCCCCAAGACUACCCAGCCCGGACCCAGGCUCCUUCUGUCAGCUCCAGACCUCUCCAGUCACUCACUACAACACCAAGGAGACUGGGGUUGGACAACAGGACUUUUCCCUCUGGCUCCAGACAACUACCAGUGCUAUCCCCGUCCCCAAGAGAACCCAACCCGGACCCCAGGCCUCUUCCCCCUCUCUCCAGAUACCUGGUGCCACCCUUCAGCCCCCAAGGGACCAGGUCCAGACCAAGGCCCCUUCCCUUGUCUCUGGUACUUCCUACCACCUGCUGUGGCUCCCAGGGUACCCGGCCUGGAUCUCAGGUCCCUUCCCAGAGUCUCCAGACCCCUCCCGCGGCCACCCAUGUACACUGGGGGACCUGGCCCAGACCCCAAGCUCAGUCCUGCCAGCUCCGGACCCAUCCCACCACCCACCAAAGCACCCAAGAGAACUGGCCGGGUUCCAGACUCCCCACCCCCGCCCACCACCACCACCUGCAGGGGCCCAGAAGCUACUGGGUCUGCCCCCAGGCCCCAUCUGCUUGCUCCAGACCACUCCAGCCACCCACCGAGGCACCAAGGGGGACCCAGACCAGAAGACAGGCCCCUUCCAGCCGGCUCUGCACCCCUCCCCCCCCCCGCUGGAGCCCCCAGGGGACCAGGCCCAGACCCAAGGCCCCCCUUCCCCCUUGCUCUGGUCCCUCCUGCCACCCGGCAAGGCCCCCAGGGGUCCGAACCCCUCCCACCAUCCAUUCAAGGGGCCCGGCCAGAAACCCAGGCCCCUAUUAUCCGACUCCGAACCCCUACCGCCACGGCCCCCAGAAGAGCAGAACCUGACUCCAGGCUCAUUUCUGCUGGCUCCAGAUCUCUUCCGCCUACGACUAUGGCCCCUAGGUUACCUGGCUGGGACCCAGGCCUCUUCUGCUGCUCCAGACCCAUCCAGUCACCCACCACUGCACCCUAGGGAGCCAGGGGACCCCAGGAGCCUUCCUGUCCACUCCAGACCCCUCUCAUCGCAGCCCGGGGCCCAUAGGAACCCGGCCAAGAUCCUAGACCCCUUCUGCCGCCUCUGGACACCUCCCAACACCCGCCGCGACACUCAGGGGACCAGGCUUGGACGCCAGGCCCCUUCUCUGCUGCUCUGGGUCCCUUCCGCCUGCUGCAGAACCCUCCCGCCACUAACAGUGGACCCUAGGGAACCAGGCCCAAACUCUCCGCGCAUUUCCACUGGCUCCGCUUCCUUGCCACCCACCGUGGUCACCAGGGGAUCCAGCCCUGACCCCAGGUCCCUUCCCCCUGGCUCCAGACCCCUCUUGCCGCUACCUGUGGACCCGAGGGGAACCAGACCCCUCAAGCCGCUGCCCAUGGACCCAAGGGUACCUGGCCCGGAACCCAGGCUCAGUCUCACAGGCAUUGGGCUCCUCCCGCUACCCACCGCGCCACCCAAGGGGCCCAGCCUCUCCUCGCUGGCUCUGGACCCCUACCGCUGCAGCCCGGGGCCACGAAGGGACACAUCUCAGAUCCCAGGCCUCUUCCGCUGGCUCCUGACCCCUCCAGUCAUGUGUCGAGGCACCCAGGGGACAUGGACCAGACCACAGUCCCCUUCCUUCCUUCUCCGGACAACUUCCGCCACCACUCUCGGCACAAGGGGACCUGGCCUGGACUCCAGGACCCUUGCGAUGGCUCUGGACCCCUCCAGCCAUGUGCUGCAGCACCGAGAGGACAAGGCCCAGACCAAGGUCCGCUUCCCUGCGGCUCCGGACAACUCCAGCCGCUGCCCAAGAGGGCCACGCCUGGACCCAAGGCCCCUUCCCACCUGCUCCAGUCUCUCCUGCAACUCAUUUUGGCAACAAGGGGACCCGGCCCAGAUCCCAGGCCCCUUCCUGCUGCCCGCCGCAGCCGCCAGAGUCCCCGACUACCUCUCCAGCUACCCACUGCGGCACCAAGGGGACCCGACCCGGACCUCAGGGCCCUUGCUGCUAGCUCCAGACCCCUUCUGCCACCGAAAUGACACAGACCCCAGGCUCACCCUCCCGCUUCCUGCCACAGUCCUCAAGGGACCAGGCCUGGAACGCAGGCCCUUUUUCUCUGCCUAUGAUUCUUCCAGCCAUCCAACGCAGCCCCCAGAAUGCCUGGCCUGUUCUCCUAGCCCCUUUGGGCCGGCUUCGACCACAGUGACACUCAAGGACCUGGCCCCAACCCUAGACCCCUUUCUGCCAGCUCCGGACCCCUCCCACCACUUCUGUGCCACCCACCCCAGUCCCAAAGGGACCACCCCUGGACCUCAGGCCCCUUCUCACUGGCUCUGGGCCCUCCUGUCCCCACGGUGGCACCCAGGAUACCUGGCCCAGUGCCCAGAUGCCUUCCAGCUGGAUCCAGACUCCUCCUGCCAUCCACUGUAG